UAGUAAACUUUUCGAAGUAUUGAUCAAAUGUUCAAGGCGGAAAAUAAUAAAAACACUUGUCGCACUCAGUUUAGAUUAUUCUUUAUUCAGCGUGUGCAGUGUGGUUUGCGAAGUAAUUAAUUAGCUUUCGCAUAUCAUAAAAUUAAUAAUAAAAAUAACAAACAGUGUUUGAAAUGUAUUAAAAAGGGCGACGUAUAAUAAGCGUAUCACUAUUGAGCUCGUUUUAGUAUUUACACAUUAUAUUAUUACUUCUAAUCAUGAAGAUUUUUUCCAUCGUCGCCAUCUCGGUGAUGUUGUGGAUGGUGGUGGCUUCAGAUGGGCAUGCAUACGAAGUGGACACCUAUGAUUUUCUUAUGCCAAAUGUGUGGCCUCAUAAGGAUGAACUAUACCUCUGCACGCCCAUACGUAUUUCGAGCUCAAACUUUUACAUAGUUGGGUUCCAACCGAAAGCUUCGAUGCAUACUGCUCAUCAUAUGCUGCUGUAUGGAUGUUUACAACCUGGAGGCAAUGGAUCUGUUUGGAACUGCGGCGAAAUGCAGAACAAUGACGACGAUAACCUUUACCCGAGAGCUAAUCCUUGCAGUUCUGGAUCUCAGAUAGUAUAUGCGUGGGCUCGCGACGCGCCAAGUCUUCAAUUACCUACUGAUGUGGGAUUCCUGGUCGGAGGGGAUUCCCCAAUUCAAUACAUGGUGCUACAAGUUCAUUAUAUGAGCAAAUUCCCAGAGGGCAAGACUGACAAUUCGGGAGUGUAUCUUAAAUACACCAAAGAGCGGCUGCGGCGGCAGGCGGGCGUGCUGCUGCUGGGCACGGGCGGCUACCUGCUGCCGCGCCGCGAGGAGCACAUGGAGACGGCCUGCGCCAUCACCGAGGACAAGGUCAUACACCCCUUCGCCUUCCGCACGCACACGCACUCUCUGGGUCGCGUGGUGUCGGGGUACGCGGUGGUGCGGUCCGCGCGCGGCGACCAGUGGCGGCUGCUGGGCAAGAAGGACCCGCAACUGCCGCAGAUGUUCUACCCGGUGGCGGACAGCGCGCCGCUGCGCCGCGGGGACGUGCUGGCCGCGCGCUGCACCAUGAACAACACGCACGCCUACCCCGUCAAGAUAGGUCCAACAAACAAAGACGAGAUGUGCAACUUCUACCUGAUGUACUGGGUGGAGGGGGAGGCGCCGCUGCAGAGGAAGUACUGCUUCACCAACGGCCCCCCCUACUACUACUGGGAGAACGCGCCCGAGGGGUUCAACCUCAUCCCGGACCGCGACGCCAGCCAACUCUAAAAUAACUUAUCUCAACUCUAAUACAUUAGGAAUAAGGUAUAUUUUAGUAUUGUAUGUAACCCUUAAUCCGUAUUCAACAACUAAAAUAUUAAUGUUCUAUGACGCGUAUCUACUUUUUUCUGAUCUGUAUGAUGACGUCAUUCAAUUCCGUAUUUCUAAAUUUACUUUUCAAUCUAUAAGUAAUUUGAACUCUAACACGUUAGUAAUAAGGUAUACUUUAGCACUGUACCUUCAAUAUAUAAGAUACUAUGCGGUAAUUAAAACUUGAGCUCGUAUUACGCGUUUUUACUUUUUUGUGCUCUAUAUGAUGACGUCAUUCUAUUCACAUAUUCACAAUUUACUUUUAAAUCUAUUAUGAAUUUGGAAUUUUUAUCUCGUUUAUGAUCUGAUAAAUUAGUCCCGUAAAUGUGAAAAUUUGUUACUGUCAUUGAAAAUAUUAUUUUGUUAAUAUUCAGUGUAUUCUUUUGGUUAUUGUAAAUUAUUUUUUUACAAAAACUUCACGAGAACCUCGAAAAUUUGAUCUGAUAUACUUUUGUGCCAAAAUUUCUCUGUGCAAUAAAACUAUGUAAAAAAUAUUGUAAAACAAUACAUUUAUAGCAUAAAUUUUUCGAUUCAA
Messenger RNA from Papilio polytes (common Mormon), 1893 nucleotides. RefSeq names its product peptidylglycine alpha-hydroxylating monooxygenase (gene Phm). The record is from RefSeq and is a predicted model, not a curated record. Gene Ontology annotation, biological process: peptide metabolic process. Lineage: Eukaryota; Metazoa; Arthropoda; Insecta; Lepidoptera; Papilionidae. Gene Ontology annotation, molecular function: oxidoreductase activity, acting on paired donors, with incorporation or reduction of molecular oxygen, reduced ascorbate as one donor, and incorporation of one atom of oxygen; copper ion binding. Gene Ontology annotation, cellular component: membrane; extracellular region. The transcript is spliced from 9 exons. The coding region runs from base 258 to 1277 and encodes 339 amino acids.